GGCCAGGCGCGAGCAAUCGGCGGCCGAGCGGCGCGGCGCGGCGAGGCGGGGCCCGGCCUGCUCCUCCCCACGCGUCGCGCACCUGGGUGCACCUGAGACGGCCUCCGGAAGAAGUCCCAGAGAUUCCGUUACAGGAGUUUACAAAAACACUAAGAUGUCAGAGUCUGCACCAUUUAAGAUGAGAUUAGUUCAUUUGGACCUUAAAGGAGCUCCACCAAAGGUCUCCUACCUCUCAGAGAUUUUUCCUCUGUUCCGCGCUCUAGGUGCAAACGGCCUCCUCAUUGAGUAUGAAGAUAUGUUUCCCUACGAGGGCCACCUGAGGCUGCUGAGGGCCAAGCAUGCCUACAGCCCCUCUGAAGUCGCCGAGAUCUUGCAUCUAGCCAAACUCAAUGAGCUGGAGGUCAUUCCCUUGGUGCAGACAUUUGGACACAUGGAGUUUGUGCUGAAGCACGCGGAGUUUGCUCACCUCCGGGAAGUGGUGCAUUUCCCCAACACCCUCAACCCUCAUGAGGCUGAGUCCCUGGCACUGGUGGGAGCAAUGACUGACCAGAUCCUGGAGCUACACAAGGGCGCACGGUGGCUCCACAUUGGGUGUGACGAGGUCUACUACUUGGGUGAGGGGGAGGCCUCAAGACAGUGGCUGCAACAGAGGCAGAACAGCCAUGCAAAGCUGUGUCUGUCCCAUGUGCGGGCAGUGGCCAGUCACGUCCUGGCCCAGCACCCCGGCACUACACCGCUGGUGUGGGAUGACAUGCUGCGGGAUAUCCCCCAGGACCAGCUCACAGUGUCUGGGGUGCCGCAACUGGUGGAACCUGUGCUCUGGGACUAUGGGGCUGACCUGGAUGUCCACAGCAAGGUCCUCCUCAUGGAAAAGUACCGGGAGUGCGGUUUUCUGCGGCUGUGGGCUGCCAGUGCCUUCAAAGGUGCCACGGGGGCCAACCAGACCUUGCCCCCUGUAGAGCACCACCUCAGGAACCACACACAGUGGCUGCAGGUGGCAGGCAGUGGGCCAGCGGACGUGCUGCAGGGCAUCCUGACUGGCUGGCAGAGGUACGACCAUUACUCGGUGUUAUGUGAACUGCUCCCCGUGGGAAUUCCGUCCCUGGCCGUCUGUCUGCAGUCACUCCUACAUGGAGGCUUCACUGAGGAUGUUAAACUGAGAGUGGAGAACUUCCUCGGGGUUUCUAGCCUGGAAAUAAUGGAUGCUGUGAGUGAAGGGGCCGGCUCCUUCCCUGGUAGUGACAUCCAUGCACUCGUCACACAAGUCAGCCUCCACCUGCGCACCUCCGUGGACACACUUCUGGAGAGGAACAGGUAUGUCACUGGCUGGUUCAGCCCCUACCAUCGCCAGCGGAAGCUCAUUCACCCUGUCAUGAUCCAGCACAUACAGCCAGAGGCACUCAGCCUCCUGGGCAGGUGGAGCACCCUUGUGCAGCGACUAGAGGGGGCCUUGCAGCUGGUUCUCUACCCAGACGCCGUGGAGGAAUGGCUGGAGGAGAACGUGUACCCCAGCAUGCGGCAACUGCAGGGCCUGCUGCAGGACCUCAGUGAGGUGGCUCACCAGCCCCCACCCACCAGCGCUGGCUGGGACCAGGAUCAACAUCCCUGAGGGUCUCCUGCAAGGGCUGGAGCCUGUGCUAUCAGCCUGGACAGCAUAGGGCUGAAGUGGCUGUCCCAUCCAGCCCCAACGUGCUCUUCCUGCUGAGCCCUGGGCAGCUUUGUGCAGGAAAGUAACCUCUGGGGAAAGCAAGAAACAACAGGACAAGGCACAUGGGACCUGUUUUAUGAUCUGCCUGUGGAGCUUUAUUGAUUUUUCUGAAAAUAAAGGACAGUAUAAGCCUAAGUCCCACUACCAAAAUUCAAACCAAGGUUUUACAGACCACUCUGGCUUAUGGUGUGCUUCAUUCCUCCUGCACCCAGGUCAAAGUCCCAGCCCUGGGGCAAUGCAGUGAGGGACUGACAGCCCCUGAGGAUAGGCAUCUCCCUUAUCAUCCUAAGAGCCAGAAUAGGCAGUCUUUCACUUUUUAUUUUAGUAAAAAAAAACAUCUCAGAUUCAACCACUG
This is a messenger RNA of Castor canadensis (American beaver), 2063 nucleotides long. It is a transcript of the gene Hexd, whose product is annotated as hexosaminidase D. NCBI's taxonomy places the organism in Eukaryota, Metazoa, Chordata, Mammalia, Rodentia, Castoridae. The record is from RefSeq and is a predicted model, not a curated record. Gene Ontology annotation, biological process: carbohydrate metabolic process. Gene Ontology annotation, molecular function: hexosaminidase activity.